Saccharomyces mikatae IFO 1815 is the source of this 3228-nucleotide messenger RNA. RefSeq names its product Rtt107p (gene RTT107). Gene Ontology annotation, cellular component: nucleus; Cul8-RING ubiquitin ligase complex. The transcript has a single exon. Lineage: Eukaryota; Fungi; Ascomycota; Saccharomycetes; Saccharomycetales; Saccharomycetaceae. Gene Ontology annotation, biological process: double-strand break repair; DNA double-strand break attachment to nuclear envelope. The record is from RefSeq and is a predicted model, not a curated record. Bases 1 to 3228 code for a protein of 1075 amino acids.
AUGAGCUCUUCAGUUCUGUUUGAACAGCUAAAUUUUUUGAUCUUAGUGGCCUCAGAGGCUGAGCUUCCCAUCGCUCAUUCUACUAAAGAGACUUUGAUGAAUAAUUCAUGCAAUAACUGUCGCAUAUAUACACUUUACAAGGAAGAUUCAAGGGACACUCACAUGGAUAGAGAUUGGUUCAUGGACAAAUUUGGUCCGCACACGGUACAUUUUGUAAUCAGCAAUACAAUAGAUUUCCCUUUUUACAAAGCAGUUUAUUUCGAUCUUUUGAUCCCGGUAGUGUCGCAUGCUUGGGUCCAGGAUUCAGUAAAGACGAAGAGGCAUUUAAGGACAAAUAUGUAUUCACCAAAUCCUUUUCAUUUGCUUCGAGACUGUCAAGUAUACAUUUCCAAAAGCUCGUUCAAUAAAUGUGAGUACAUCUUAUAUUCAGACCUGCUCCACUUAUUGGGUGGCACGUCGGUCAAUUACAUUUCAAACAGAACGACGCAUGUGGUUGUACAAAGUCCCAAGGACCCAAUCAUAGAGACGGUAAAUAAAUUGACCUUUGGUUCUUUUUCCUCAUCAUUAACCAACAAACAUGCGGAAAAGCCUUCAAGAGAAUGGAAAUUUGUAUAUCCAACGUGGCUAUUAUAUCAUUUUAAAAUGGCGAAGCCUUUAACAGACGAACUUUCUAAUUUAUGUGAGCUUGAUAUGCAGGACUCCACGGAGGAACACCUAUUCACUAAAUGGGAGGAAGUCCUUGGUGAUAAAGACACGUAUUCAUCACAACUUACACUUCACCCAAGCAAAACUUUAUUCAAAAACCACCACUUUGCUAUUUCACCAGAUUUAAACUUUUUUACACCUUUGUAUUGGUUUUUAAAAGGAUUCAUCGAAAAUUUGGAUGGUAAAGUAACUCCGUUGACUUUUUCUGACGAUUUGAAAUCUGUGUACGAAGCCUCUCCUGAUAUCGACUGUUAUAUAGGCUUUUCUGCCAAUUCGUCGAUACUGGAAAAAACGGAAAACAUAAAGCCAGAAAUUUAUGUUGGAAAUGUAAGUUGGCUUUUCUAUAUGUUUGCGCUACAACAAUUCGUACCUGCAGCGCAAUGUAAACUUAUUCACCAGCCCUUUCAUGCUAAAUUAUUCACUUCCAAAGAAUUAACAGUUGCCUACACCAAUUAUUUCGGUUCCCAGAGAUUUUAUAUCCAGAGAUUAGUAGAAAUAUUAGGAGGACUUAGUACGCCUGAAUUGACAAGGAAGAACACACAUUUGAUAACUAAGAAUGCAAUUGGUAAGAAAUUCAAAGUCGCAAAGAAAUGGUCACUAGACCCACAGAAUGCCAUUAUCGUAACAAAUCACUUGUGGUUAGAAGAAUGCUAUAUGAAUAAUUCCAAACUAAAUCCCAAAGAUAGUAGAUUUCAAAAUUUUAAACUAGAUGAUAACAUUAAAUGGAAUAUUGGCCAAGCUGAUAGGAACUAUUCAUCUCUUCAAGCUUCAGAAAUGCUAUCGAUAGCAGCCAAUAAUACGCAACCUAUAUCAGGGAAAUUGUCUACCAUAAAGAGCCAAACUGGAGAGGAGACUAUCAUACCGCCAAGAAGAGGUAGUACACCCGCCAGUACUUUUGGAAAUUCAAUUGAUGAAAAAAUUGACAAAUUACAAAAAAUUUCUAAAGAAGUGGAUGGAAUUGAUCCAACAGAUUCGGCACAAGAUUCUGGUUCCAAAACUUCAACAACAGCUUCACCACGAAUUGAAAAUACCAGGGCUAAUUUACAAAAACAAGAAUCAAAUUCGCAUAUCAGUGGAAAAACAGAAUUCCCUUUCGAGGAUCAUGAUAAAACAGAGACGAAGGAGAUUUCGAAUCCGGUUGUAGGAUAUGAUACUAAUAAGAGCCAAAAAACCCCUGAAUGGAAAGACACUAAACUAGAAAUGGAAAAGCAAUUACAUAAGAAGAAUGAAGUCGACUAUAAAGAGAAACAGAAGGAGACAGAAUCCCAGAAAGAGCUAGGACAGCAAAUCAAAGAAAAAGAGAAGUUUUUGAAAGAAAAAGAGAACGAAAAAAUAACCAAGAAAUGUCAUACCGAAUUAGAUGACCUCACGAAAAGUAAGCAAAGCAGUGAAAACGCAGGAGAAGAAAACUCAGGAGAAGAUGUCAAUCCUAAGAAAGAAACUGAUAAAUUCUCGCAUUUGUUCGAAGGAUUAUCCGACAACGGUGAGGGCAUUGAUAAUACAAAAUCACCUAUUGAUUCUAUGUAUACCACACCAAAGACAUCGCAAAAUGUUAAAAAUAAUGUUGUUGCUCCAAAUACUAUGCAAACGCAAACUUCCACACCUUCAAGUAGCAAUUCAAGAUUGGCGAAGACGCAAGCUGCAAAGAGGUUACAUACCGAUAUUGAAUCAUUGAAUGAGUUUCAAAGAAACUUCAAAAGGAAAAGAAUUGAUACUGAGAAGUUAGAUUUUCCUCAAGAAACUAAAAAAUCAGAUAAAAACUUGCAAUUGGUUGUUAAAGCGGAAAAGAUGUUAGCAAAGUUUCAUGAGUUACCUGAUUAUAACUUAAGAGCGGUUUGUACUGGAUGUUUCCAUGAUGGAUUUGAUGAAGUUGACAUAGAAAUUUUAAGUCAGUUAGGUAUAAAGAUCUUUGACAAUAUCAAAGAAACCGAAGGACUGAAUUGUAUUUUUGCUCCCAAGAUUUUGAGAACUGAAAAGUUUUUGAAAAGUUUGAGUUUUGAACCUUUGAACUUUGCGUUGAAACCUGAAUUUAUCACAGACUUAUUAAAAAUAAUUCAUAGUAAAAAGGAAAAGCCUCAAAUAAACCUAAAUUUAUUUAACUAUGAGGUUCAGGGAGUUGACGAGAGUAUAGUAUCAAAGACCAAACUACCCACUAAAGUGUUCGAAAGAGCGAACAUUAGAUGUAUUAACUUAGUCAAUGAUAUACCUGGUGGUGUGGAUACAAUAGGUUCUGUUCUGAAAACACAUGGAAUUGAAAAAAUUAAUGUUUUACGCAGUAAGAAAUGCAUUUUUGAAGAUCUGAUGUAUAACGACGUUCCUAAGCAAGUCAAUGGAGAAGUUUUCAAAUACGUGAUUAUUGUCACCAAAGCUUCACAAGUGAAAAAGCUAACCAAAUUGAUAAAUGACCAUGACGAGAUCGGGUCAAUUUUGAUUGUGGAAUGGAAUUGGUGUGUCGAAUCAAUUUUUCAUCUAGAUGUAGAUUUUAAAUCAAUGUCAAAUGUCUUAUAUAAAAAGAAAAAAUAA